Halteromyces radiatus is the source of this 375-nucleotide messenger RNA. RefSeq lists its product as uncharacterized. The transcript has a single exon. The record is from RefSeq and is a predicted model, not a curated record. Bases 37 to 330 code for a protein of 97 amino acids. NCBI's taxonomy places the organism in Eukaryota, Fungi, Mucoromycota, Mucoromycetes, Mucorales, Cunninghamellaceae.
UUUUUUUUUUUUUUUUUUUUUUUUGCCAUUUGUGUCAUGAAGUCAACUUUGGUAACGGUGCUAGCCUUUUUAUUGAUUAUUCAAUCAGUCCACGCAUGGCGUCAAUAUUGGUGUGCUUAUAAAGGAAAGGGAUGCCCUCUACCAGGUAUUGGACCAACUUAUAAAUGUGGUGACCAAAUUUGGGACGGUGAUACUGUUGCAAAUUACCUAGGAGUAAGUGGUAAUAAAUUUUGGAGAGCCAAUGACUACUCACAAGAAACAUUAAACAAUUGGGAAGCCUGUUGUAGUUCAGAUGAUACAAGCAAAGGUGUUUGUUAUCAUGAUUCGUAACCUAAAUUAAAAAGUAAUAAAAUGGAUUAAUUAUUUUAGAUCUUC